Messenger RNA from Tyto alba (common barn owl), 5758 nucleotides. RefSeq names its product cell adhesion molecule 3 (gene CADM3). Lineage: Eukaryota; Metazoa; Chordata; Aves; Strigiformes; Tytonidae. Gene Ontology annotation, biological process: innate immune response; homophilic cell-cell adhesion. The record is from RefSeq and is a predicted model, not a curated record. Gene Ontology annotation, molecular function: complement component C1q complex binding. The transcript has 11 exons. The coding region runs from base 107 to 1477 and encodes 456 amino acids. Gene Ontology annotation, cellular component: presynaptic membrane.
AAUCCCCGCCGCUGCCGCACCGGUGGCUCUAGCCCGGAGAGCAGCGAGCGCGCCCGGUGCUGCCGCCUCUGCGCUGCGGCUCGGCUCGCCCCGGGCCCCCGCCACCAUGCCGCCCCUCGGCCUCCUGCUGCUGCUCUUCGCCUGCUUCGGCGCCGCCCGAGGAAACCUCUCCCGCGACGAGAGCCAGCCCACAACAUCGGAUGAGACCGUGGUAGCUGGUGGUACAGUGGUGCUCAAGUGCCAGGUGGAGGACCCUGAUGACUCCUCGCUGCAGUGGUCCAACCCUGCCCAGCAGACCCUCUACUUUGGGGAGAAACGAGCCCUACGAGAUAACAGAAUCCAGCUGGAGAGGUCCACGCCCAACGAGCUGACCAUCAGCAUCAGUGAUGUGGUGCUGUCAGAUGAGGGGGAAUAUACUUGCUCCAUCUUCACCAUGCCUGUGCGGACUGCAAAGGCCCUGGUCACCGUGCUGGGAAUCCCCCAGAAACCCCAAAUCUUUGGCCAUGAGCAGCCCAUUGAUGAGGAGAAGAUAGCCCGGCUGACUUGCCGGUCCUCUGGCAGCAAGCCUGCGGCCCAGCUCCGGUGGAAGAAGGGCAACAAGGAGCUGACGGACGAGGGCACCGAGGUGGUGGAGGACCCUAAUGGAAAGACCUUUACCGUGAGCAGCCGGGUGGAGUUCCGCGUCACCAAGGAGGACAACGAAGCCGAAGUGACCUGCACUGUGGACCAUGAGUCCCUGCAGAACUCCGAGAGGUCAACCACGCAGAAGCUGCAGGUCCACUACAAGCCAACAGCGAGGAUUGAGCCACAUCCCCAGUACCCACGGGAAGGCGAGAAGCUCCAGCUGCAGUGUGACGGGCAGGGCAACCCAAUCCCCCAGGAGUUCCUGUGGGAGAAGGAGGGCAGCGAUGCACCCCUGCAGCUGAGCUCCGACAGUGUCCUCAUCUUCCCUUUCCUCAACAAGAGUGACAGCGGCACCUACGUCUGCACAGCCACCAGCUCCAUGGGCAGUGUUGUGGCCAAGUACAACCUCGACGUCAGUGAUCUUUCCCAGCUCCCCACCCCACACGUUCACUCCACUCCAGCCCCUCCGCCGGGCCCUUCCCAGCCCAUCUCUCAUGCUUCCAUGGCCACCGCUUCAUCCUUCACUCCAGCUCCCAUCCAAGAUGCCAGCCCGGUGCCCUCGACUUCCAGCACGUACCAUGCAGUGAUCGGUGGGGUGGUUGCCGUCAUUGUCUUCCUCCUGCUCAGUCUUCUCAUCGUGUUGGGACACUACCUGAUCAGACACAAAGGUAUGUGCAUAAGACACGGGGAGACGGUCACAUCCAGACAUCGGCAAAACCCAGCAGAGGUGAUGUGUACCUACCUGACCCACGAGGCCAAGGGGUCGGAUGAUGCCCCAGACGCUGACACAGCCAUUAUCAAUGCAGAGGGCGGCCAAGCCAGUGGUGACGACAAGAAGGAGUAUUUCAUCUAGGGGCAUCAGAGAGAGUGAGAAAUGGAGCCAACAGACCCCGAAUGAAACGGAAACCAGACCACAAACCCCACUCAACCCAACCGAUUUUCUCUCGCGCCUGGCACGGGCAGACAGAUGGACAGAGGGAUGGCAGGACAGAGAGCAGAGAGCAACCGGCCUGAGACAUGAUGCUUCUUAAACUUGUACAAAACAUUAUUACUACAAACAGCGAAAGCCCUGGCCCCGUUUGCUUGCUUGCACCUCCAUCCCUGCGACUGGCGCUCGCGCAAAACACAGACCAACCAGUGAGUGAGCGACUUUCCUUCUUCCUUUGGACGUUUGCUUUGGUUUCGUGGCUGCUCUUUGCUUUAGGCCUUUGGUUGGGAUGUUGGGCUGGGGUUGAUGUAGCUCUUUCCUUUGUUUCUCUCCAUUUUGGUUUCUUUGACAUCCAAGGAUAAAAUCAGCUCCAGGCUCUGGUGCAAGCUCGGGACAGCUGGGCAGCCCCUCUGUCGCAAACACUCGCCCCGUGCCUCCCACCAAGAGUCAGGACCCACAUUCCCAUUGCUCCCCCCAGCCUCGGCUGCUAUGUGAUGGCCCCAGCUGGGACAGGGAGUGCAGCCGGCAGGAUGGGAGCAGGAUACUGACAGGAAGCAUCUCUGCCUCCAAGGUCUUGGCACGUGGCUGGCAUCGAGCAGGGAGGGCCCCAAGCCCCUGCCCUGAUUUUAUCCUUGGUGGUUCUUGUCGAACAGUGUCCAUUCAGGAGGAGAGCUGUCCUCGUGCAGUAGAUGUGUGAAGGGGGGGUGAGCUUCCAGGGUGGGAACUGCUGAGGCCCCCAGAGAGACUGGGAGCUGCCAAGCACUGCAGCUCCCCGGUCCCACCCCAGCGGGAGGGGGGAGGGCAGAGGUUUGGGGGUGAAUCCAGAGAAAAAGCCCCAACUUUACAAAUUCUCAGAUUGGAAAUGUCAAUUUAGACCAUCUAUUGAGAUGUUCAGUGCAGGAGACCACCUGCGCUGGGAGCAGCAGGCAGAGCUGGGAGAGACGGUGGGCCUGCGGCCAUUGCCACUUCCCUCUUUGCUGGGCUGGCCCUGGGGCCCCCAGAGCCUCUGGAAAGGUAGUUGAGACCCUGGGGGUGGCUUCAACCAGAGCUGACACAGCUGGUGGCACCACAGGAGCCGAGCUGGUCUGGAGAUGACCUGCUCCCCAGCACAAGCGGUCCAGAGCAGCACAAGGCCUGGGAUUUCUCUGGUGGAGAUGUGCAGAGAGGCACUUCCCCAGCAUCUGCUUCUUGGAGCUGGCUGUCCCCAUUUCCUCCCCGGCCCCUUCCCAGGGCAGGUGUGAGCUUGGAAAAGGCUGUUUCCCUCUCAGCUCCAAGGGCUGCAUCCAACAGCCGCUGAAAUUCCCAGGUUUAGUGUCUUGGUGGUUUGUGCGUCUCCAAGAAGGUUUGGAGGGGGCUUGCCCUACCUCCUACUUGUUUUACUAUCUCUUCCAAGACAAAAACAGCUUUUCCAACCCCUCCAGCAUGUUCCCAGGGUCCACUUGGCCCACCCCAGCCACACGCCCACGGGAUGGGAGUGCAGGAGGCUAUGCACCAGCAUCUGCAGGACACCCCUCAGCCCCCGGGGAGCCAGGCCCCAUCCCUCACCCUUGGGAUGAGGUUUUCCAGCUUCCCAGGAUCCCAACAUUUCUUGGUCUGAACACAAGGGGUUUGCAGGACCUGCCCUUCGGCUGGUCACCCCUUCAGUUUCGGGUUGUCUGGAGGAGAAGGGCCCUUUGGGAAGGAGCAAAAGCCCUCAGUGGUGUGGGUAACCUCACCAUGGAGGUAGAGGAAGAGCUUGUGUCCUCUGCUGUGGGGUACCAGGUGCCCACGGGACAGGUAGUGUUGCUCACAUCAAGACCCUGCAAGCACGUGGCACAAGGAGGAUGCCUGUGGGAAAGCUAUCGCAGAGCGAGCAGGGCUGGAUGGGGCUCUAGGGCCAAACAGACGAGGAAGAAGAGGCAUGGCUCAGUGGCAGGCACAGGGUGUGAACGAGCGAUGUGUUUGUGGCACAUGCGCAGAUGGGACUAGAUUCAUUGUGGCUAAAUCGUGUGUCAGGAGCACUCAGGCAGCAGGGUGUUACCACCUUGAGAGAGAAGUGCACGAAGCCUUUGUCAACAUGGCGAAGAAAAUCUGCAGUUUUCUUGAUGUUGUUCCUCCCUUCCCAUCUCUUUGGAGGAAGUCGUUGGCCUGGAGUCCCAACGGUAACUCUCAGCUUGUUUCAAAGGAUGCAACCAUUGCUGCCGGAGAUAACACUGCAGAUGUUGAUGCUGUUAACUACUCCACUGCACACUGAGCAUGUCUGAAUGUGCGAUCUGACGCUUUGCUGAAGAUCUCUUAACAUCCACUAUCAAAUAGACGUAAUUCCUUCAAAUAAAAAUGCAAGGAUGUGUUUUCAAGUACAAUUUAAUCUCAUUGUAAGUCUACGUGCUGUAGAUGGUUACAAAGAAAGCCCCAACCCAGGGGUGUGGGGGGGGAAGGGGUUAACUGGUCCCAAGGGAAAGGGAUGUGGGAGCUGAAGCUGGACAGGGAGGUUUCUGCCUCUUCAAGGCAGUGCGGCACAGCCAUGGCCAUUUUCUCCCCAGUGCCACUGCUUCAAAGCUGCUUCGAGGGCUGGUGCCAGUGGUCGCCACUUUGCCCUGGUGUGAGAAGUCAGGAUUUGGCCUUUUUGAGAUGCUGCAUGGUAUGGGACGUGGCAGGAUGCAGCACAGGGAGGACUGGGCACGGGCAGGGCAUUGAGGCUUGCUUCCUGCGGCAGACAUCAGCAAAGGAUGGUCUGGGUCUCACCCCAAGUGGACCCCCUGUCCUGCUACAUCCACGGCAAGAGGUUGAGCUAUGGCCCCGGGCAUCGCAGGUCCUGGGAGUGGUGGAAGCCUGAACGUGAGGCUGUGUCUUCAAGCGAGAACCAAAGGGCUUUGGCAGAUGCGAAGGAGCAGUGGACCCACUACCGUGGGCAUGAGGGUGAUGGAGAGCCCGUGUCGCGUGUGCGGGGUGACAUACACCAGGUAACAUCUGUGAAGAGGGAGAUGCCAUGGGAUGAGCGUGAGGGGUGAUGGGGACACGGGAGGGUGCAGUGGUGGUGCACCCACCGUGCUGCUGGUGGAAGGUAUGAUGGGACACACCAUGUUGUGAGCGUGAUGGAGAAACCACUGCGAGUUUGAGGCCCUGAUGAAUAGAUCACGUCAUAGGUGUGAGGUGUGGUGGGAAGCACCAUUUUGGGAGUCCAGGGGCAUGGUGGGGUACACAGCGUGUUGAGUCUUUUGGGGUGAUGAGUACACCGUGUCACAGGUGUGCAGAGGAACAGCUACACAGCAGGAUGGGUGUCAGUCGUGAGCUGCACCACGCCAUGAGUGUGUUAGGGUGAUGUGAGGGAGGGGUGAUGGGGUACACGCUGUGUUGGGGCUGGGACAUGUCCUGUUGUACGUGUGCAUGGCACUGUGGUACAGCAGGUCAGGGCUGUUGCGGGUUGAGUACACCGUGUCAUAAGUACAAGAGGGGAUGUGGGUCAUGUGAAGGGGUGAGAAGCUACACCUUGGUGCUAGCAUGGGGGUGAUGCCACACACUGACGACACGGGGAGACGGUGGGGUACGUGGUGUCGCUGACGUGGCUGAGGGUGGAUGCGCCGCACUGCAGAAUGAUGAAGCGAUGGGGCAGGUGGUGCUGCUGGAGCAGUGACGUGAGGGACACGCUGUCACAGGGGAGAGGGGACACCAGGCUCCUGUCCGUCCCCACUGGCACCCAGCAAAGAUGGGCAGUGUCACACUGUGGCUGGGAGAGCCCAGGGCACCAGCCGCCGCCCUGGGCCUCGGUGGCUCCUUCAGAAGCGGGGCUUCCUUGUUGGCCAUGUAGGCAGGGGACCUGCAGCCCAAUAUCCUCUCCGUGCCACCGCAGCCACCCGUGCUGGGCCCAGGGCAUCCAAACCGGGAUGCAGCCAGGGCUGGCACUGGGGGAGCAAGGAGGGUGUGGGACCAUGUGGCCCUCUUUUGUAGACAGGCCUAUUCACUCCCGCUCACCAGCCCCAGCGAGGCUCCGGCUGCGUCCCAGCCAGCACUGAACUCUCAAUAGACACGAAAGCCAUAUUUGUAGGGAGCUCUGGAGACGCCGUGGGGCGGCAGUGGGGCAGGGCAGAGGACGGUCUGUGUUGUUGUGCUGUGUUCUUGUAUGUACAUAAAAGGGAGACAACGAACGUCAAUGUGACUUUAUAACCUUUCUAAUAUCCUGUGCUAAUCUCGGAAAAUAAUCCUAUAAAUAUAUCUGGAUUACACACA